UAAACUCUCCUCCUCUGCUCCUCACUCUAUAAAUAGUCUGUUAAUCCUGUUAUCAGGUUUGAGUCCAGUCCGUCUGUUGAUUGGUCAACAGCCUGGUGUGUAAACACAAACAACCUGAAGCCACUGCUGUGCUGAGGGCAAAGGUCAAAGAGCAGGAGCAACAGGAGAGAGCGGUGUUGGUUCCUCAGCCUCUGUGUCCAGUUGACGUUCCACUGUUCCACUGUUCCGGGGCCAGGAUGUUCCUGUGGAACGUGGUUUGAACAGUAACCCAAGUCAGAACAAACUCGGCUGCUAAAAAUACCAUCGGUGGAGCGACCGGCUGCUGCCCAACUGACACACGGGACCGAGGAGAGGGGGGAGGAAGGGGGAGGAGGGAGGUUGUUUCCAUCACUGUGAGUGCAGACAGAAAGACGAAGUCAGGAACAACUGUGGAGUGAAAUCCAGUUAAAGGAGGAGGAGGAAAUAAAAACGUCUCCAGAUUCUUCUUCUGCCUUCAAGCCUUCACUCCUCGUCGCUGCCUGGAGGUGAUGAGCUCCACUCUGGGCGUUAAACCCCCCUCAGCAGGCAGCUCUGGACCCGGUGCCGGCAGCAGGGCCGCCAUGGAGAACCUGGAGAAGCAGCUCAUCUGUCCAGUCUGCCUGGAAAUGUUCUCCAAACCCGUCAUCAUCCUGCCCUGUCAGCACAACCUCUGCCGGAAAUGUGCCAGCGACGUCUUGCAGUCAGCCAACCCUUUGUGGCAAACCCGUGGCUCCACCACCGUUGCUGCCAGCGGCGGUCGGUUUCGCUGUCCCUCGUGUCGCCAUGAGGUGGUGCUGGACCGACAUGGUGUCUAUGGUCUACAGAGGAACCUGCUGGUGGAGAACAUCAUAGACAUCUACAGGCAGCAGGAGACCUCCAGGCUCCUGAACCUGAAGCCGCGGCAGCAGCAGCUCAUGUGUGAAGAACACCCGGAGGAGAAGAUCAACAUCUACUGUUUGAGCUGCCAGACGCCGACCUGCUCCAUGUGCAAAGUGUUCGGUCCACACAUGGACUGUGACGUGGCUCCCAUCGCCAGCGUCUACGCCACCCAGAAGAAAGAACUGAGUGACAGCAUCGCCAUGUUGGUCGCCAGCAAUGACCACAUCCUGGCCGUCAUCACACAGAUGGAGGAGAUGUGCCGCACACUGAAGGACAACAGUAAGCGGCAGAAGGAGAAGCUGGUGGAGGCCUUUGACCUCCUGACCUCCAUCCUGGAGGAGAGGAAAGAGGAAGUGGUGGGUGUGAUCUCCAAACACCAGGACGACAAACUCCAGCACGUCCAGUCUCUCAUUCAGAGACACGGCGAACACCUGGAGGUCGCGGUCGGCCUGGUGGAGUCGGCCAUACAGGCCAUGGAGGAGCAGCACAUGUCUCAGUUUAUACAGAGCGCCAACGUGAUCCUGGAGAAAGUAGCAGACGUGUCCAGGUCCUCAGGCGUCGCUCUUCCACAGUUGGGUUAUGAAUGUAUGAGUCACCUGGUCCUGGACAUUGAUGAUGUCACAGUGAUGCUGCGCAGCCUUGACUUCAGCUCCGGUGUCAGAGAUGAUGGAGACGAUGGAUCUGAAGUGGUCGACGAUUAAAACCAUGACUUCAGCUGCAGUCGAGCAGAAGAAAACGGUCUCAGGAUGAUGCCAGGACAGACAUGGAUGUGAAUUUUUUUGUUCUUCACUGUUAAUCCUCCGUGGAGAGAGGUCCACGCAGCAGGAGCAACAGAAGAAGAAAAACGUUGCUUCUCGAAGGUUAUUUCUUACUUUGUCUGUUGCGUUUUUAUCUCCAGUUUCAGUGUAAGUAGUGACAUAUCCUGAACCUAAGGAGGAGAAAAUGAGAAUUUUAAAGAUUUUUUAUUGUCCUUCUCCUCAUUAUUCUUUUAUACUGAAUAGUUUGGUAAAAAUUGUUUUGCAUUUUUUAGGAUGUUUUUUUUUCCUGAAUUCGAAUGACAGGAAAAUGUUUGUAUGUAUCAAAUAAAGAUAUUUUAACUUCUG
Molecule: messenger RNA, 2000 nt
Organism: Cynoglossus semilaevis (tongue sole)
Lineage: Eukaryota; Metazoa; Chordata; Actinopteri; Pleuronectiformes; Cynoglossidae
Gene: trim54
Product: tripartite motif containing 54
Exons: 9
Coding region: 528-1598 (356 amino acids)
Biological process (GO): regulation of microtubule cytoskeleton organization
Cellular component (GO): cytoplasm
Molecular function (GO): zinc ion binding
Source: RefSeq, a predicted model, not a curated record